Molecule: messenger RNA, 309 nt
Organism: Necator americanus (New World hookworm)
Lineage: Eukaryota; Metazoa; Nematoda; Chromadorea; Rhabditida; Ancylostomatidae
Exons: 3
Coding region: 1-309 (102 amino acids)
Source: RefSeq, a predicted model, not a curated record
AUGACGUCACUAGCAGCACCUGCUGUGCUUGUGGCUGGAGCAGCUCUCGCCAUGACCGUGCCUGUCAUUGCACUCAAGGAACUCCUGGAGAAGAGAUCUAAAAUGAAUUUUAAGAAGCACCUCGGCAGACGCCAUGUUUGCAGAGUGAACUUCGCUGAGAUGGAAAAUUCUAUCGAUGAAAUCGGAGAGAAGAAGAAAAUUGGAGCGGCUGAAGCGGCUCCAAAAAGUGGAACGAAACAACAACAGCAAACAAAACCACCUGCAUAUGACGACCUAUUUCGUCCACCACCGCCAUAUCGCACAAAAUGA